AUGUUACUUUUGCUUGGUUGGGAGAUUGGAGUUUUAGAAGCAGUUAUUCUCGUUGUCGUUGUUGGCCUCUCAUUUGAUUAUACACUCCAUUUUGGGGCUACAAUGCCGUCUAAAGUUUGUCCAAAACAUGCUUUACAAAUGGCAAUUCGUGGAGCAAUUAGGCCUAUUUUAAUGUCAACUGUCUCGAGUAUUCUUGCCGGUGCUGUGAUGCUUUUUGCUGAGACACAUGCGUUUUUUCAAGUAGUAGAAAAUUUUUAAUAGGGUUUAUAUGUGAAUUUUUUGUCAUUGAAAUUCUGAUGUUUGU
This is a messenger RNA of Meloidogyne enterolobii, 304 nucleotides long. Lineage: Eukaryota; Metazoa; Nematoda; Chromadorea; Rhabditida; Meloidogynidae. The record is from the annotation of a GenBank genome assembly.